UGAACAUGGGCUGAAUUGACAUGGCCACAAUCAAGGCCAUAGAAAGCCGCUCUGUGCACCAGAUACAGUCGGGUCAGGUUAUUGUCGACCUGCAGUCUGUCUGCAAAGAGCUAGUGGAAAACAGCAUCGAUGCAGGCGCCACGGCCAUUGAGGUACGCUUCAAGAAUUACGGCCUCGACACCAUCGAAGUCCAAGAUAACGGCUCUGGCAUCUCGCCCCAAGACUACCAAACCAUUGCCCUGAAGCACUACACCUCCAAGCUUGCCACCUACGACGACCUCACGUCGCUGCAGACUUUCGGCUUCCGUGGCGAGGCCUUGUCAUCGCUAUGUGCCCUCUCCAAAUUUUACAUCGUCACAAGCAGAGCCUCAGAUGGGCCAAAGGGCACCAGGCUCGACUUCGAGCAGUCGGGCAAGCUCAAGGGAACGUCGGUUGUGGCUGCUAAGCAGGGCACCACCGUCGUGGUCGACACUCUGUUCCAUAAUCUACCCGUGAGGCGAAAGGAACUCGAGAAGAACAUCAAGCGCGAAUACAACAAGGUCCUACAGCUGCUGAAUGCAUAUGCAUGCAUCAGUGUCGGGGUUAAGUUUUCGGUCAGCAACCAGAUACCCAAAGGGAAGAAGACAGUAGCCUUUGCAACCAAUGCAAAUGCCAGCACGCGGGACAACAUCUCCAAUGUGUAUGGUGCAAAGACAGUGACCGCCCUCAUACCCCUCAACCUCGAGUUCAUCAUGGACCCCUCCAAUAGGCCGGGCGCCACACAAAAUAUCAAGGUCCCGGACGCACACAACGACAUAGCAUCGCGGACCGUCAAGAUAGUAGGCCACAUAUCCCGUCCCGUCGUAGGCGAGGGUCGUCAGACGCCAGACAAACAAAUGUUCUUUGUGAAUUCGCGGCCCUGCAACCUGCCUCAGGUUUCCAAAGCAUUCAAUGAGGUCUACAAAUCCUACAACACCACACAGUCUCCUUUUGUCUUUGCCGACAUCAAACUUGAUACAAACGCCUACGAUGUCAAUGUAAGCCCAGACAAACGCACCAUCAUGCUCCAUGACCAAGCAGUGCUCCUGGAGAACAUCAAGGACUCCCUACUCGAGUUGUUCCAGGGACAUGAACAAAGUGUACCUCAGUCUCAGCUGCUAAAAAAUAAAACAUCGACAUCUGUCUUUAAACCUCCCACGAUCCAACCUCGUGAAAGCACUACAUCUGUACGAGAAAGCGACCAGAGCGAUCCAGAAGGCUCAGAUGAUGACGGGGCGGCGAUACAAGAGAGCUCUAGAAGAGCUUCGACACGAGACGUGCCUGAUGUGGCUAACCGUCCCGGAUUUGUGAAAGCGAGCCUUCUCGAACGAUUCGCUGGCCGCGACUCUGAAGACCGGACGACUCGUCCACGAUCACAAUCUCCAUUAUUUGAACCCGAGGUAAAUACACAUGAUGUUGCUGCUGGGCACCCGCAGCUUUCCAGGGCCAUUCAAGAUUUUAAUGCACGUGUGGCGUCUCAGAGCCCUCGCUCGGCGGGACUAACACGCCCAUCAAUGUCUGCUGAACCUAAUCAACAAGGUGAAGGUGCAGAACAGCCAGUCCCGGUUAUAAAGCAAACUCCCCAGAAGCCGUUAUCACAAAGCACCAUUCAGAAUGCUUUUGAUCGUAUGCGCCCCAUGCGAACAACGGUUCAGCAGGCCACAAUAACAGUUGGCGAUACUACAACUGUCUCUACAAUUGGUACUGGUAGUCAUUGGGUAGCUUCAAGGCGAUCGAGGAUACACAUCCCAAAGUCUUCUUCUUCUGCCAAGUCAUUAGAUCAGACACCAAAUAAAAACCUGUUCAAGAAGGGCUUGGGCGGGUUCACAGCACCGGGCACGCAAUUGGAGAGCAGUGAUGAAGACGAGGAUGAAGACGAAGACGAGGAUGAAGGCGAAGACGACGAGGGUGAAGGUCAUAUCAACGCGACUCGUAUACCAAUACGCUCUCCCUCUCCUGUGAAACGCUUGCCAUCCAGGGCACUCGAGGGGCCACGUAUCAACAACAUGACUGCCUUGUCCCGCGCUUCUCCAGAUCGCUCAUUGUCCAUGUCUGACGGAUCCUUGGACGCUGAGCCUGUUGAGGUUGUUGAAAAAGAAUCAGAGGCAGCUGGUGAAGAUUCGGACGAUGAGUACGAGGACGAUACCGAGAAGAAGGCCAGAGAGGAAGCCAGGUUUACUAAACUGAUUGCGGAGGCUGAAGAGACUGCGGCUCAGCCCAGUGAGAUGAGCCUAAAGCGUGCCGACAAGCUCUUUACGGUUACCCAAAAGAAGCACUGGACUAUCAACCUCAGACGCGUCAUCAAGACCAAUAUUGAGUCGAUUGCCCAUCAUGCGCAGCACAUUCGAUCCUCUAUCGAUGCAUCUUGGGCACGAGUUGAUCAAACGGCAAUGCUGUCUACCGAUGUCCAGUCAAAUGGAGAAGAGGCAGAAGAACGUCUCAGUCUAACAGUAACAAAAGCUGAUUUCGGAAAAAUGCGCAUCAUCGGCCAAUUCAACCUUGGCUUCAUCAUAGCCGUACGACCCCCAACCUCAACAUCACCAAACUCGCACCUCUUCAUCAUCGACCAGCACGCCAGUGACGAAAAAUACAACUUUGAACGCCUAUCCGCAACCACCAAACUCGUCUCCCAGCGCCUAGUGCACCCCCACCCCCUCGAACUAACCGCCGUAGAAGAAGAAAUAAUCCUCGCAAACCAACCCACUCUAACCGCCAACGGCUUCGUCGUCGAGCUCAACCCUACAUCUGACACUGAACCCCGGCCCGGUACCCGCGCAAGCCUCACCUCCCUUCCCAUGUCCAAAGAGGUAACCUUCACCCCCUCAGACCUUGAAGAACUCCUCUCUCUCAUCCUCGACAACCCUCCUUCCUCUUCCACUUCCUCAUCUUCAGCAUACAUCUUGCGCCCCUCCAAAGUCCGCAAGUUACUCGCUAGCCGUGCGUGCAGGAGCUCAGUUAUGAUUGGUAAGACGCUCAAGACGCAGCGUAUGCGCGAGAUUGUGAGGCAUAUGGGGGGUAUGGAUAAGCCGUGGUCGUGCCCGCAUGGAAGGCCGACGAUGAGGCAUUUGUUGGAUUUGGAGAAGUGGGUCGGGUGGAGGGAGGGGGAAGGAGUUGUGGGGGUUGAGGUUAAGGGGGAGAAGACGGAUUGGGGGGAGUAUUUGAGGAGGAGUAGGGGGUGAGAUAGAUGUGUGGAGUUGUAGAUGAGAUGUUUUGGGCAGGGUGGGUUAUAGGGAUAUUGUUCUUAUUGGGGGGUUGGCAGUGGUAUGGUAAUGUAUUUGUGGCUACGAUAUCCAAUUGUUGUUAGCCCACCAUUUUGACACCAAAUUGUUUGGCUGGGGAUAUCGCGUCAUAUGUUCGUUUACUUUUGCCUCAUCUUUUUCACAGUACUCCCUAAGCUGUUUACCUUCUUUCCUCUUCCAAACCACUACAUCUAUAUCCCCUGCCUCACAAAAUCCCAUUGCGUUUGCUAUUCCCGCAUCACCCCA
This is a messenger RNA of Bipolaris sorokiniana ND90Pr, 3503 nucleotides long. RefSeq lists its product as uncharacterized. Gene Ontology annotation, molecular function: ATP-dependent DNA damage sensor activity; ATP hydrolysis activity; ATP binding. The transcript is spliced from 3 exons. The record is from RefSeq and is a predicted model, not a curated record. Bases 21 to 3197 code for a protein of 1058 amino acids. Gene Ontology annotation, biological process: mismatch repair. Gene Ontology annotation, cellular component: MutLalpha complex. NCBI's taxonomy places the organism in Eukaryota, Fungi, Ascomycota, Dothideomycetes, Pleosporales, Pleosporaceae.